Neltuma alba is the source of this 1712-nucleotide messenger RNA. Its product is annotated as actin cytoskeleton-regulatory complex protein PAN1. The transcript is spliced from 2 exons. The coding region runs from base 335 to 1117 and encodes 260 amino acids. Lineage: Eukaryota; Viridiplantae; Streptophyta; Magnoliopsida; Fabales; Fabaceae. The record is from RefSeq and is a predicted model, not a curated record.
UUAUAUAGGGGUCCAGGAGAUACACAUAUGGUGCAACGAAAACACACAGUGAGAGAGAGCGCGCGAGCGUAAGGACGUAGGAAUUAGGAAAUAGAAAUUGCCUCCUUUUUUUGGCCUUUUGGCUUUUUGUGCUUUUUCUCUACCCCUCCGUGAGAAAGCAAUCCAGUCUCUUCAAUAGUAUCUUGGACUUGUUCUUAUAAAAGAGCUUCAACCUCCUCUCAUAAUCCCCCUAACUCUCUCUUUCCUUUCCUUCUGUCUCUCCCUUGCUCCCUCCCUCUCUCUCAUAUUAUAAGAAGGAAGAAUAUCUUUGUUUCUCUGUUGUCCUGGAAACGCCAUGGAUACUCAGCGAAGUCCUCUUCUAAGUUGGGCCUACUACUGCCAGGGAAAGCCAACGGAGGAGUUAAGGCAGUCGCUUUUGUACACCACUCUGGAGCUUGAGCAAACGAGGGCUGCAGUACAAGAGGAGCUCAAGAAGAGGGAUGAUCAGCUGCUCAAUCUCAAGGAUCUGCUCGACAAAGCCGUCAGAGAAAGAGACGAAGCUCACGAGAAAUGCCAGAGACUUCUCUUGGAGAAGUUCGUCUUCCAGCAGCAGCAACACCAAACGGCUCCUCUGUCUGGAGUUUCUAGCAUUGAAGAUGAACCCAGAAGAGGAAUUGACUCCAACAAUGGCCUCUCAUCAUCCGACUGUGAAGAAAGCAUUGUCUCUUCUCCGGUCAUUGACCAUGUGCCUCAGCCCCAAUUGCCCCCUCCGCCGGCACCGGCGCCACCGUCUGUCACGCAAUCCAUGAUUGAGCUUACGCCGGACAGGCCAUUACCGGAAAAAGGCAAGCUUCUGCAGGCUGUGAUGAAAGCCGGGCCUCUGCUUCAGACUCUGCUCCUGGCAGGACCACUUCCUCAAUGGAGACACCCACCCCCACCGCUAGAAACCUCAGAGAUUCCUCCGGUGACCAUCCCGUCACCACCUCCGCCACCCCCGGCACCGGCUCCACCGCAGCUCCUCCAUCAAGAUUCCUUCAUUAAUGCUACCAACUGCGGAAGAAUCAGUAGAAAAAGGGUAUUGUGUGACGGCUCUGACUCUCCUACGGACACCAAGUACCAAAGGGUUGUACUUCACUGACCGCAACGAAGUCAGAUUUACCCACAUAGCUUUUUUGAAAUUCAUAUAUAUAUUUACAAGUUGAUAGGAUUAAAGGGUUAGAGCGACUGAUCUAGCAUGUGUACAGUGGAUUGUUCUAGAAAGGAAGUUAACUGAGUGCUUUGAUUUAGGCUUUCUAGCAAUAUUGUGGGAAGUUUGAAGAAUGAAGAAUUGAUCAUCGGCAUUUUCUCUUCUUUCACCCUCAACUUUUGGCUCUUGAGGUGAAAGGGCGAGUUUGGAACUUGGGAGGUUUGAUUUAUCUAUGAAAGUGUAAUGUAACUAGGAUACUGAAGUUCAGUAAGUGAUGUGAGAGUGUGUGUGUGUGAGAAAGUGAGAGAAAGAUUGAUCUAAUUAAGAUCACAUCAAACAAUUAAGAAGGAUAUGGGUGUGGUUGUGGAGUCGUUGGGGUUGGGAGAUUGGGUGUGACCAACAACUGGAGGGAAAGCCGGGAAGGUAGUUGAGCUCUGCAUGUCGGGUCGGGUGGACCCACAAAUCGGAGCAUGGACUCAAUACUGGCGUGAUGUAUGAUUUAUAUAUAUAAAUAUAUUAAACCCGAUUCUCGGGGGAUUCAUAACCA